This is a messenger RNA of Candoia aspera, 2021 nucleotides long. RefSeq names its product RecQ mediated genome instability 1 (gene RMI1). Gene Ontology annotation, biological process: double-strand break repair via homologous recombination; resolution of meiotic recombination intermediates. The transcript is spliced from 2 exons. The record is from RefSeq and is a predicted model, not a curated record. Bases 144 to 1829 code for a protein of 561 amino acids. Gene Ontology annotation, molecular function: nucleotide binding. Gene Ontology annotation, cellular component: RecQ family helicase-topoisomerase III complex; nuclear body. Lineage: Eukaryota; Metazoa; Chordata; Lepidosauria; Squamata; Candoiidae.
GCUUAAAACAAAAGGAGGCGGGAGAAGGGGAAAAGGUUGGACGUCGGUGGUGUGGCGACCGAAGGGGAGCCGGGUGCUCCUCGCUUCGUGGGGUAGGGGCCUGAGGGUCAAAUGGGCGCAUUCUUCUUGGGGAAGUGAAGAAAAUGACUGCAUCGGGUGUUGCACUAAGAGUGGAAACUUGGCUCUUAUCUACCUGGCAUGUAAAAGUGCCAACACGAUGGCUAGAAGCUUGUAUUGAUUGGAUUGAAAAAGAACAUGGAAGCAAUUUGGCUCAGGCUGCUAUUAACAAGCAAGUUUUUGAGCAGUGGCUUCUUACAGAUCUCAGAGAUCUUGAAUAUCCUAUUCUGCCUGAUUGCAUUUUAAGUGAUCCAAAAGGAGAAUUGAAUGGCUUUCAUUCUGUGCAAAUUGAUUCAAUAGUUGAUGUGAGUCAGCCUGCUUAUUCCCAGUUGCAAAAAAUAAGAGGAAAAAAUACUGUAAAUGAGGAAAUAACUGCUAAUGCACAGAGAACCUUGAGGUCAUGGGAAGAAAAUCCUACUCGAAUGCUUCUGCUGCAAAUGACUGAUGGCAUACAUCUUAUCCAAGGUAUGGAAUAUCAGCCCAUUCCUCAACUCCAUGGUGGUCUACCUCCAGGUACCAAAGUUAUGAUACAAGGGAAAGUUACAUAUCGUUUAGGUGUUCUUUUGCUUAAACCAGAAAAUGUGAAAUUAUUGGGAGGUGAAGUUGAUAGCCUUUUAGAGACAUAUGCUUUGGAGAGAGUACUCGCUAGGCUAAUUGGAGAAGAAGAUUGCAGUCCUAACAUUGUGAGGUCUGGUAUUGGUGAAAUUUCAAGGCCUGAUGAUGAAUUAGGGCCUUCUGAUGAAGACCUCCUGGCAAGUCUUGAGGAAAAUGAUGAAUUAAGGAUAAAUGAAGUCCCCCCUGAAAGUGGAUACUGUAGCAGAAGUACCAGUUUAAAUUCUACAGUGCCUUCUCUUCCUCACAGCCAAAGGAACUGCUUACAGCAAAGACCUGCAGAGUUAAUUUCAGGAAAUGAACAACCAACUGUUUCAGUUCUACAAAAUAUGGAAGGCGAUUUUGAUGGAUUUUCAAUGGAUGAUGAUUUACUUUUAAUAGAAGAGAUCCAGCAAGAAGAGAUACAUGUUUUGAACACUAAUACUAGUAUAAAUAAUGAAGCUGUUCAAGAAAAAAAAUCUAGUGAAAGAGGAAUGUAUAAUACAUUUGAAGAAGACAUGGAAGACUUUACUAUAAAUUAUAAUAGACAAUACAUCGAGAAUUUAGAUGUCAGUAAAGUCAAGAAGAAAUCCUCUAAAAUCUGUAAUGAUGGAGUAAUAGGCAGUAAUGCAGAAUUCAGAUUAUGUUCUGAGCAAGUACAGAUGAUCAAAACAAAAAAUAAGUGUCACAAAGUUGAUUUAGAUACACCUCCUUUUACAUAUUUAUCUGUUCUGUUAAGUAGCAAGCCCAGAUAUAUUACUAUUGUGAAAAUUAAAGCAUUUAUAGUAACGCUUACAGGAAAGCUCAUAAGUAGCAGUGGCUUCUGGAACAUAACAGCAAAAAUAUCUGAUGGCACAGCUUAUCUAGAAGUUGAAUUUGCUGAUGAGAUUCUAACAAGCUUGAUUGGCUUUUCUGUAUCUGAGAUGAGGCAACUGAGGAAAGAUCCUGUCCUAUACCCAAAGCUCAAGGAGGGAUUACAGAAAUGCCAAAGAGAACUAAUAGACCUCUGUUGCUUGAUGACUAUUGAAUUUAAUGCUUGCCAGACAAAAGCAACAGUAACUGUUUUGCAAGAUGUUAAUAUAAAUGAUUUGAAUAACUUAAAAAGACGCUUAUAUAUUUAACAUUUAGCUGGCAGGUUGUAAUCUUGAGAAAAACCUGUAUAUUAGACUAGGUUGGAUUAUGGUGUUACUAUUUGAGUUCAGAGACUCAGUCGAAGACUGGAAAAAUAUUUUAAUACUAGAACGUAUUUUCUUUAGUUUACUCAAGAUACGUAUUUGUUUUAGCAAUAGUUGGCGUUUUAAAUAUUUCCCUAA